This is a messenger RNA of Fomitopsis serialis, 1980 nucleotides long. Its product is annotated as iron reductase. The transcript is spliced from 8 exons. Gene Ontology annotation, biological process: copper ion import; intracellular iron ion homeostasis; iron ion transport. Gene Ontology annotation, molecular function: ferric-chelate reductase activity. Gene Ontology annotation, cellular component: plasma membrane. The record is from RefSeq and is a predicted model, not a curated record. Bases 146 to 1903 code for a protein of 585 amino acids. NCBI's taxonomy places the organism in Eukaryota, Fungi, Basidiomycota, Agaricomycetes, Polyporales, Fomitopsidaceae.
CAGAACUUCUAGACCGAAGAUCGCAACAGGGAGGAGUCAAUUGCAAACUCCGCCACACUUGUAGGCAGUAGCCACUCGGACUAGGCAACCCAACUCCCCUUCAUCCUCAUCAUCCUUGGAUCGCAAGAGGGUGUGUAGGGCAGCCAUGUCUUCGUACGGUACACCGCCGUCUAUCCCGUCUGCGCUGCAGCAGUACAACUCUUACGUCGAGGACCCGAAAUGGCAGAGGAAGUUCUCAGCCAUUUGGGCGGCCGUCGCGGGCGUCGCGAUAUUGCUCUCGCUUCCCCAUCUUAUUCGAUCGCUCAGACAUGGAGGGGCCUUGCGUGGUUUAUUCGGCGUUUCCGAGAGUAUCGCUGCACAGCGCUAUGCGACUAUCGGGGACGCAGACGUGAAACCUAGAACAAGGAGACGGACAUUCUAUGGGCUAGUCGAGACUGUCUCAUCACUGUUCUGGUGGACUGUCCCCGCUGUUGGUCUGACCCUUGGCCAGCUCCUUCUCGUGGCAGGAUACCUUGUUGCGGUGAUCGUCUGCAUUACGACCGAUGCUCCUCUAGUGACGAAUCCAAACCGAGCAGGGUUCCUCGCCCUGGCACAAUUCCCGGUUGUCUAUCUGCUCGGGACCAAGAACUCCGUCCUCUCAUUACUUCUCGGUCCUGGGAACGGCUAUGAGAAAUUGAACUUCUUGCACCGAUGGGCCGGCCGCGGCAUGCUUAUUGGCGGCGUGAUCCACGGGGCGCUCUGGAUCCGCAAUCACCUGGAAUUCGGCCUGCCCAUUCUUGGCCAGCAGAAGGAGACGUCGGGCGUGGCAUCGCUCGGUGUCCUCUGCGGUAUCACGCUCUUCUCGCUGAAACCCGUGCGGCACUACUUCUACCAGUUCUUCUUCAUCUCCCACGUCCUUGGCUACGUUUCGUUCACGAUCUCUAUCUGCUACCACACAGAGUACGCAUGGACGUGGGUAUACCCUCCGCUUGCGUUCUACGGCCUCGACAUGCUCUUGAGGCUGUUCAAGUACCGUAUCAAGGACGCGACGCUGGUACCCAUGGACCAGAACAUGACCAUUAUCCACGUCCAUGACUGCACGAAGGGCUGGCAACCGGGCCAGCAUGUCCGUCUGCGGGUCUUUUUCGAUGGACGCAUCUUCGAGUCGCACCCACUCACGAUCAUGAACGCACCCUCGCCCGUCUCGUGUGUUCCCUCGCAAACCCUCUCGCUCGCCGCAAAGGCAAAGGGUGAUUGGACACGUGCGCUGAACGCUUACGCCGUAGAAGAACAAGCGCGUUUGCUAGGAAGCGAGAAAGGCGAGCAACCUGGCAUCCCUGUACAGGUUAUGUUGGAUGGGCCGUACGGCGGGUGCAGCAUCGAUUUGGGUCGAUACGAGAGCGCGUUGCUGAUUGCCGGCGGUUCGGGUGCGACGUUCACACUCUCGCUACUGGACGAUAUCAUUGCGCGCUGCGUGAAGUUCGGCCGCCCAGGCAACGAGAGGACGAGACGCAUAGAGUUUGUUUGGUGUAUCCAAUCGUACGGGUGCAUCAACUGGCACGCACAAAUGCUCACCGACCUCGCGACCGCCGUCGCUGGCACAUCACUAGACCUCCACAUCUCCAUCUUCGUAACCUGCCUCUGCAACCCCGACGCCGUCCCCACCAUCCCUAACUCCGACGUCGUCCUCUUGCGUCCCACCAUCGGCAACCUGCUCCACCAGUUCAUCACCCCACCGACGGAAGAGGAGAUUGCUGAACAGCCGAAGCUAUCUUGGGUCGGUUUGGGCGGUGGAGUGGCCGUGUGUGCUGCAGGGCCAGAGUCGCUCACGACGGAGACGCGUAAUGCCGCGGCGAAGUUAAGUCUGACCAAAGGACUGGAGCUGGGCGGUUUGGGGCUGCACACCGAGACUUACGCCUUAUGAUCAUGACACCCUGGGCGUUCGAAAUUGCUGCUCAUGUAUUAUAUGUCAUCAUGAAUUCCAAACAUUUGUACUUCGGA